Molecule: messenger RNA, 2812 nt
Organism: Amphibalanus amphitrite
Lineage: Eukaryota; Metazoa; Arthropoda; Thecostraca; Balanomorpha; Balanidae
Product: transcription factor p65-like
Exons: 19
Biological process (GO): response to cytokine; innate immune response; non-canonical NF-kappaB signal transduction
Cellular component (GO): cytoplasm
Molecular function (GO): DNA-binding transcription factor activity; DNA binding
Source: RefSeq, a predicted model, not a curated record
AGAGACCGUGUGCGGCCGGCGUCGGCGGAGUCUCGCCCGCCCGCCUUUGGAGGGGGCGCAGUGUUGGACGCAGUCGGCCGCGCUGAGGACGUGACUCUGCCCGGAGAGACAGGAAGACUCGGUCCGGGAGAUCUCUGAGGACGCUGAGGACACUUCCCGGGGUGUUUUGAGGACAUUGUCUGCAGGAUUAUCAGCACUGCUCGGAGGAGUCUCAGGACUCUCCAGAAAGCUCUGAGGACUACGUAACACUCCUUCCGGAGGACUCUUUUUGGAGGACUCGAGAGGAAACCCACCGAAGCAUCUGUGAGGACUCGCUAUGAAUCCUCUGAUGCACUCCGGCGUGAUUCCGGGCUCGAUUCCGGCGUCCGGAUUCAACUAUGUUCCGGACGGUUACGGGAUGUUACACCAAAGUCAGGCGUCCGGGAUGUUACACCAGACUCAGGCGUCGCCGCACAACGGUGACGUCAUGGCCUGCAGUCCGUACUCUCGCGGCUCGAACAGUACUUCUCCACCGUCCCACCACAGCCCUGGACAGUACACAGUCAAGGCCGAACCGGCCCUCCACCAAGGUCUCCACAUGGGUGGUCCACAGCUGAAGAUCGUCGAGCAGCCCCAGGAGCGGUUCCGGUUCCGAUAUGAGUCCGAACUCGGCGGCACCCACGGUCAGCUGGCCGGGCGGAGCGGGGCAGAUCGACGCUCCUUCCCAACCGUCAAGCUGGACGGUUUCAACCACCGGGCCACCAUCCGCUGCGAGCUGUUCACGGUGGAGGAGGGCGCCUCGAACCUUCCUCCGGUUCCGCAUGUUCAUACACUCCAAGGAAGGAACUGCACCGGAGGCUACGCCGAGAUGAGAGUCGAUCAGGAGAACGACUUCACGGCCAGCUUCCAGGGCCUGGGCAUCAUCCACACGGCUAAGAAGCAGAUGGUGGAAAAGAUCACCAACCGGAAGCUGGACGAGAAAAAGAUGGAGAUGGAGCGAAUGAACAUGGGGAAGCUGUGGAACCCCACCGAGGCCGAUCGACAGGAGGCUCGUGAUCAGGCAAACCGAGAGUCUCAGCGCAUCAACAUGAACCGGGUGUGUCUGAGGUUCCGGGCACUGUACCAGAAUCCGGGGACGAUGCGGAUGGAAGAGAUCUGCCAGCCCAUCUUCAGCGAUGCCAUCUACAACGGCAAGUCUGCGCAGACGGGUGAGCUGAAGAUCGUUCAGCUCUCGGAAGCCCACAGUCCGUGUACAGGAAACAAGGAGAUCUGGCUGCUCGUGGAGCGCGUCCGAAAGAAUGACAUCAAGGUUCUGGUAUUCGAGGAGGACAGCAGUCACCAGACGAUUUGGCAGGACUACGGCCGUGUCAUCAAGUGUCAUCAUCAAUAUGCCAUCAUCUUCCAGACUCCGCCGUACCGCGAUAAGGAGAUCCGGAGUCCGGUGCGGGUGUUCAUCCAGCUGGAGCGACCCUCCGAUGGCUGUGUUUCCGAGCCGAAACACUUCCAGUACACCGAGCGCGAUCAGCGUACCACCAAGCGUAUGCUGAUGCCAGCCGAGAGUGGUGGCCCCAGCGACUCGAAGCGGUUUUAUUUCGAUUCGGAGCAAGGACGCACUCCGUUCGAGGUGCCUCCGACGGACGCCCUCAUGGCAAUGCUGGGCGGUGGACAGGGCGAGUUCAUGCAGCAGCUGCGGCAGCCGCCACAGCCGCCACACCAGCAGCUGCAGCAACAGCAGCUGCAGCAGCAGCAGCAGCAGCAGCAGCAGUUGCAGAUGCAGCGUCAGCAGCAGCAGACACAGCGGCAGCCGCAGCCGCCUCAGACGCAGACACAGCCGCAGCAGCAACUGCAGCAGCCGAUGUCUGUGAUGUCCCAGGGCUCUUCGGUGUACUAUCCACACGCGUCGCCCCACUCUGUGGCCUCUCCGUACAGCCCCGAGUCGGCGGCGGCCAGCUCACCGCAGCAGCCGUAUACGCAUUAUGCCAGUCCGCAGCAUAACCCCUAUCAGAUGAUGUCUCCUCGCGACCCGAACUUGGCUGCCAGCGCCGCGCCGUCUACUGUGGAUGAGAUCCUGCAGGGCGGCAGCGGCUUCCCGGCCAUGACGACGCCCAGCGAUACUAUGGGAUUCGGUCAGCAGGAUCAGUUCUACGGUGCUAUGGAUAUGAAUGCAGUCAUGGGCCUCGGGGAUCAGCAGGAGUCCAUUUCCAGACAGCUGACUGACGAGGAGAUGCAGCUGAUACUGCAGAGCCUCCCGCCGGAGGCGCGAGAGGGCGACGGCGUGGCACCGCCCGUGCGUACACACCGCGCCCCGCGAGGCGUGGUACGCGGCCUGGGCGGCCCGGGCGGCACCGCCGCCGCCCCCGCCCCCGCCCCGGCGGCCCCGGCGGCGGCGGCGGACUCGGCUCCGGCGGGUCAGACACCUGAUCAGCUGGCGGCCGACAUAGCCAGGAUGAACCUGGGAAGGGGAAGCGGCGGCGGCGGCGGCGGCGGCGGCGGCGGCGGCGGCGGCGGCGGCGGCGGAGGAUCUCCGGGAGGAAAGGACGGAGAGAAAGGAAAGAAGCCACCGAGAGCUGCCGACACUAGCCGUCCUGAGGUUCAGCUGGCCUACGGAAACGCCGACAGUCUGUACCUAUUUGCUGCCACCGGAGACGAGAACUUCCUUCUGGAGCGCUUCCGCUGCCUCGUUGGCAUGGAAAACUACGACGGAGACAAUGUGCUACACGUAGCGGCGAUGUACGGAAACAAGAAGGCGCUGUCCAGCCUACUGGAGGCCAUCUCCGGACUGGAGGACGACCUGCGCCGGGCGAUGGUCGACAGCCAUAACGCAAACAGACAG